This is a messenger RNA of Carcharodon carcharias (great white shark), 3715 nucleotides long. RefSeq names its product MAGUK p55 subfamily member 5-like. The transcript is spliced from 14 exons. Gene Ontology annotation, biological process: establishment or maintenance of polarity of embryonic epithelium; protein localization to plasma membrane; generation of neurons. Gene Ontology annotation, molecular function: protein binding. NCBI's taxonomy places the organism in Eukaryota, Metazoa, Chordata, Chondrichthyes, Lamniformes, Lamnidae. The record is from RefSeq and is a predicted model, not a curated record. Gene Ontology annotation, cellular component: adherens junction; plasma membrane. The coding region runs from base 394 to 2409 and encodes 671 amino acids.
CCUCCGGAGGCAACUGGACCGUCGCCCACCCCCUCAGAGGGUAAGUAAGGUGAGUGGGGCCCCGACACUCAGACCGAGUUCCUGCCUCAUUUCCCCCUCCCUCCCCUCUCAGCCCCGCUCGGAACAGAGGGAGGCUUCUCUCCAUCAACAGGUCAGUGAGGGACGGACCGGAGCUGGUUAUCAACUGGGAAGAAGCGGGCCCGAGUCUCUCCUCCCCACUCACUCCCCCGGUAGGUCACAAGUUGAGGCAGACUUGUCAAGUUCAAAGCACAGCCAUGUAAAUUUCACAGCAAGUACCACCUCCUUCAUCAACAUGGAUUUUCGGAAACCAAACCAACUUUUACCUUAACAGUUUCAGAUAUUAAGAUAAGUGGAAAGGUUUCAGUUGUAAUCAUGACUACCUCACACAUGAAUGGACAUGUUGCAGAGGGAUCAGAUAAUGAGGCUAAGAACAUAGACCUUUCAGCUCAUGAUGAGCCACCAAGGCACAGAGAAAUGGCAGUGGAUUGUCCUGAUGACUUGGGUUCACGAACCAUGCCUAUUCGUCGAAGCGCUCAGUUGGAGAGAAUUCGCCAGCAACAGGAUGAUAUGCGUCGUAGACGAGAAGAAGAGGGAAAGAAACAGGAGUUUGACCUUAAUUCUUCCAUUCGACUGAAAAAAUUAGCGCAGGUUCAGCCAAAAGUGGGCAUUGAUAACCCUACAUUUGAAGACAUUUUAGAAGGACCCAGCAACACAGUUAAAGUUCUAGAAGUAGAUGAGCUGCUGUCUUCUCUAAAACACAUACAACACAGCCUGGUUGACAGUCAGAGUCAGGAUGAUGUGACACUCAUUUUGCAGCUGGUUCAGAACCGGGAUUUCCAAAAUGCUUUCAGCAUUCACAAUACGGUAGCCAUUCAUAUGCACAAGAUGAGUCCACCAUACCCUGUGAACGCCAAUGCACAGGAACUAUCCCAGGAGGUGCAGAAGAUUUUGACCAUCAGUCACCAGAAGGAUGGACAGGAACUCAGUACUCUUCUUGCUUCACCACACUUUGAAGCACUGCUUCUAGCCCAUGAUGGAAUAGCACAGCAAGAAAUGCUUCUAGAACCAACAACUGAACACCAUGUAUAUGAGAGAGUAGCAGAGUACGGAGGAGAGACUGUGAAAAUUGUUCGCAUUGAAAAAGCACGCGAUAUCCCCCUUGGAGCUACGGUACGCAAUGAUGUGGAAUCUGUCAUUAUCAGUCGUAUUGUGAAGGGAGGUGCUGCAGAAAAGAGUGGUGUAUUGCAUGAAGGAGAUGAAGUCCUUGAAAUAAAUGGGAUUGAGAUUCGUGGAAAAGAUGUCAAUGAAGUGUUUGAUUUGCUGGCUGAUAUGCAUGGUACACUGACAUUUGUGUUGAUUCCCAGUCAGCAGACCAAGAAUCCUCCUGCCAAGGAGAUGGUGAUACACGUGAAAGCCCAUUUUGAUUACGACCCCUCAGAUGAUCCUUAUAUUCCCUGUCGUGAGCUGGGAUUGUCUUUCCAAAAAGGAGACGUACUUCAUGUAAUAAGUCAAGAAGACCCCAACUGGUGGCAAGCUUAUAGAGAUGGAGAUGAAGACAACCAGCCAUUAGCUGGGCUUGUUCCAGGGAAAAGCUUCCAGCAACAAAGAGAAGCUAUGAAACAAACCAUUGAGGAAGACAAGGAACCAGAGAAAUCAGGUAAACUUUGGUGUGCUAAGAAAAAUAAGAAGAAGCGGAAGAAGGUGUUAUACAAUGCGAAUAGAAAUGAUGACUAUGACAAUGAUGAGAUCUUAACGUAUGAAGAAAUGUCACUGUAUCACCAACCUGCAAGCAGAAAACGGCCAAUUGUUUUAAUUGGCCCACCGAACUGCGGUCAGAAUGAACUGCGACAGAAACUAAUGGAAAGAGAGGCUGAUCGUUUUGCCCCAGCAGUACCUCAUACAACGCGUUCCAUGAGAGAUAAUGAAGUGAAUGGGCGUGAUUACCUCUUUGUGUCACGCCAAUUUUUUGAAGCUGACAUGGCAACCAACAAAUUCAUUGAACAUGGAGAAUAUGAAAAGAAUCUGUAUGGCACCAGUAUUGAUUCGGUGCGACAGGUGAUCAACUCUGGAAAGAUAUGCCUGUUAAAUUUACAUACCCAGUCAUUGAGGAUUCUGCGCAAUUCAGAUUUAAAACCUUAUAUAAUCUUCAUUGCACCACCUUCCCAGGAGAGACUGCGUGCAAUGCUGACCAAAGAGGGGAAAAAUCCUAAGCCUGAAGAUCUGCGGGAUAUCAUAGAAAAGGCCAGGGAAAUGGAACAAAACUAUGGUCAUUAUUUUGAUGCAGCUGUUGUUAAUACAGACUUGGAAAAGGCAUACCAGGAGUUAAUUCGCCUCAUAAACAAGCUUGACACAGAGCCUCAGUGGGUUCCAUCCACGUGGCUUCGGUGAAAAACAGAUCAUCGGGUAACAAGUCCGCUUUCCGGCCAUUUUGCAGAAGUGAUCAUUGAUGGAAGAGACAGAAUGGAAGAAAAAUUAACAAAAUAUUUGACAUUCCAUUUUAUACCAGCACUUGGUGGUAGAAAUAAUCAUGUAAUUACUAUUAUGGUAACUAUUUAUAAUGUAAAUAUAGAUACACUUCUGACAUUAGCUAUCGUUGAAUCACCCUGUAAAUAACCCUGGGUCUAGGCUGUACUGAGUUCAGCUUUUAGGUGUGGCAUUUUUAUAUAUUUUUUAGGUUUCAGCCUUGCUGGGGGACUGCUUAUGUCGAGCAUUGUUCUAGAGUCUUUUGUGAGGAUUAAGUAUGCAGACGACAGAGUAUAUUUUUAUGAAAUAAAAUAGAAUUCACAAAUUCCACCAUAUAGAUUUUUAUAUUUUAACAGACAUUGUGCAUUCCUCCUAGCAGGAACAACACUACAUUGGAGUUCAGAGGCUUGCUCAGCUGGAAGGCUUGAUAGUUUUUAAGUUUUUUUUUAAAAAUGUGUUUGUGAGAACCUGAUUUGUGCAGACUAAUAAAUUGUCUCUUAUGAUCGGAAUGUUUGAUCAAAGACUGGAAUAGAAUUAUUGAAUGUAACUACUGUAAAGUAAAGCAAUAAUUGGCACAACAGGCAUCCCAAACAGCUGCCUUUUCAAAAAAUAAUCAUCAAAUGUGAAUGUUUUAAUUUAAAAUAAUACGAGUCCUGUUGAAAUCUCUUCACGCAAUUUUGAUUAGUAAUGAUGUUUUGUGGGUUUUUUGAGAAUAAAGUUUUUAAACACUGGAAUUUCAUGACGGUUCAUGGCUAGAAUUGGCUGAACAGUCUCCAAAUAAAUGAUGUAUGUUUUCUUAGUUUUGUCAACUGUAUUUUGUACCAUAUUUUUCCCCAGUAUUAAACUAAUAGUGCAGAAGCACUGGAGAUAUGGUGCAGCUUUUCCACCUUUGAUGCUUAUCUGCUUGGACUAAAGCGAAGCAGCAUCCAUGAAAAGUUGAAAUGAUGCAGAAUGGGGGUGUUACUUGUGGGGGACAAAAUGAUUGGUUGACAUGCCACAUGACAUGUACGACCUUUGUGGCUUCAGUCAAGUUCAUUGGACAGGCGUGUGGAUGUGGCAUGUGUGCCAGUAAUGCAGAUUUUAAUUGAGGGAUCCACCUAUAAGAGGUACCAUCUAAGCAUGGAAUACACAUCUGCAUUCGCUCAGUUAAAAACUGUUUUCAGAGCCUUGACUGCACAUAGAAUAUUGUAAAAUUGUAUUUGUAGAUUUUCAAUAAAACAAAUCACUCCUG